CGGAAAUACGUAACUCUCCCGCCGGCUGCCGGGAAGAAGCUCGGUGUCCCCUGGCCAUGGCGGUGGUGUCCGCGCUGCGGGUGGCGGGCCGGCGGCUGGGCCUCGGCGCUCCGGCAAGCAGGGCGUUUUGGGGCGGCCUAAGGAAGGAGGAGAAAGAAGUAGAAGCAGACAAAGUAGUUCAUCAAGAGAAGACUGAACCCAGCCUGAUAUGUCCCCCACCACGCAGCAGAAACUACCUUCCUCCAGAGAAUAUACAGAGCUGCCUUGAGUCUUACGUCAAGGAGAUUUUUGGACCCUCACUUCCUGAUACUUGGCAGCAGACACCUCUCAAAGAAAACAGGUUAAAGUAUCGCCUCCUGGCUCAGCUGGCAGCAGAACUUGGUCAUGCUGUCCCCAAUUCACAGCUCCACCUGAUGCGCAGUGCUGAGGAUGUCCUGAAUUUCUAUAGCACUCCUGUGAAGGAUGUGUCCAAGUUUGAUGAACUGUGUGCUGCAGAGCUACCCCCAAACCUGAAGAUUAUCUGGGAGCAGUGAGUUGCACCACAAAGCAUUGCUUUGCUUUGCUUGUGUUCUUCAGGCGGGACUGCAGAGCAGAAGAAGAGCCCUUUCAUUGUAGUAUUGACCAAAUGUAUAAAUAUCACUAAUAAAAGUUCAUUUAAUUGUC
Grus americana (Whooping crane) is the source of this 663-nucleotide messenger RNA. RefSeq names its product mitochondrial ribosomal protein L50 (gene MRPL50). The record is from RefSeq and is a predicted model, not a curated record. Gene Ontology annotation, cellular component: mitochondrion; mitochondrial large ribosomal subunit. The transcript has 2 exons. Lineage: Eukaryota; Metazoa; Chordata; Aves; Gruiformes; Gruidae. Bases 57 to 533 code for a protein of 158 amino acids.